This is a messenger RNA of Xyrauchen texanus (razorback sucker), 3765 nucleotides long. RefSeq names its product NDC1 transmembrane nucleoporin (gene ndc1). Gene Ontology annotation, molecular function: protein-macromolecule adaptor activity. Gene Ontology annotation, cellular component: nuclear pore transmembrane ring. The transcript is spliced from 18 exons. The record is from RefSeq and is a predicted model, not a curated record. Bases 746 to 2761 code for a protein of 671 amino acids. NCBI's taxonomy places the organism in Eukaryota, Metazoa, Chordata, Actinopteri, Cypriniformes, Catostomidae. Gene Ontology annotation, biological process: nuclear pore organization.
UCUAAAAAAAGUGUGAUAGUUUCAGGGAUUCUCAUUAGCUACAUAAAGUUGCUAUAUUUUAAAAAUUAAUAAAUAUAUAGUCAAUCAAACUACCUCAAAUUCAAACUUUAGACAUUGCACGCAAUGAUCUCAUGGAUCAGUAUAAUUUUGCAGUGCACAGUGUCAAACAGUUUUUAGGAAAGUACUGUGGUGUUUUUUGUUGAUGUAUUGUUUUGGGCGAAAAUAAUAUGAAAAUAGCCUUUUACCCUGGGGCUCUCCAAUAUUUAACCCCGCCGUACGCAUUGUAAGGGCUAUUUUUUAUUUGGUCAGUAGUCUCAAGUAUUACUGUACUUUUAUAGGUUAAUGUUGGCUGUAAUGUCCACAAAAAUGUGUAUAAUAAUGUACGGGCGUUUAACAUGAAAGACAAGUGUAAUUUAUUCCAUUUAAUUCAGCUUUUUUCGUCUCUAGUUUGGAUAAUCAUGCAAUAAAGCGAUACAUUAAAUUUUUUAAAGGUAACUCAUUUGUGUCUUUCUUAAGGUAGUAACUAACAAUUAGAUCAUUUAAUUAUAAUAUAAAACUAUUUCUAAUUUAAUAAGUCGCCCGUCUCAGAAUGGGUUCAACUCAAUGUAAUUUUACAUAGGCAAUAAGUUAGACCCACUCGCAGCGGUCCUCACGACUCACGAGGUCCUUCGAAUGUAUGGCGCGAGUACAUGCCAUGUUUAUAUGGAUUUUAGAAGUGUUGCAAGAUUGACACAAGCAUGCCAAAAUGCUUUCCCUCAAACAGAAUAGUUGGUUCAUAAGAAAGAUUGUGAUAUGGAGGGCAGUGGCGAGUGUUGCAUGGUCAGUGAUUCUCCUACCUGUGACAGCUGCGCUCUUUCUGUUCUUCAGUAGAUUUAGUUUUUGUCAUCCCAUCCAGUGUCUUUCAGAAUGCACAAGCCUUCUUACUGCAUCAAGCACCAUCUUUUGUCUUGUUGUGCUGUGUGGAGUGGUUCUGAUGACUGGCUUUUUCAACCUGGAGUUCUACACUUUGGUUCCUUCCAUUCCGUGUUCACGUAUAGCUCUACUGGGGACUGUGCUUCACCCACGACAGUGUGUCCACUCUUUGGUGUACUGCACCAUGGGGAUGCUGGUAAUGUGGUGUUCCUCUGUAACCAUAGGUGGACGUUAUAGCACUCUAGGAACUCCCUGCAGAAUCGAGAGUGGUGAACUUGUGACCUGUCUGAAUGAGUAUCAUCUGUUCCUUCUCCUGUCUGGGGCCUUCAUGGGAUACAGUUACAGUUUUCUGGGAGUGGUUCAGAAUAUUUACUACGUGUCCUUUCAGCCCAUUCAACAAUACAAGUACCUCUGCUUUAAAGGCUCCUUACCCAUGGUGGUGAAGUGCAGUGUUAUUCAGUCCUUGUAUUCAGCCAGGAAUUUUGCUGCUCUCUAUUUCUUUUUCGGGUAUGCUCCUAAGGCAUGGAUCUCCAGCACUCUUAAUCUACAGAUAGACAGUUCUCUUCCACCAUUGGAUUCAUUGACUGGACUUCUAGACUUCUCCCUUUUCUACCACCUGUUGAUCAGUGGCACAUUCCUGUACAUAACCUGGUAUAUCACAGUGCUUCUCUUCAGGAUCUAUGUCACAGAGGCCUACAGUUUUCCAGUGCAGUCUACAUUUACUGAGGAUGCAGAGCUGUGUCUACCCAAAGCUCUAACAGAGAAGAACACUUUAGUCAUGAAGUUUUUGGCUCUGCAAGACUUGGCUCUGUUAUCACAACAUUCUCCCACACGUAGACUAGAAAUCUUCAGUCUAAGUCAGCCAGGCGGUCACCCCCAUAACUGGAAUGCACUCAGUAAGGAAUGUCUGUCUCUGCUGAGUGAGCUGACACACAGACUGGUUGCUCACCAGGAUGCAGUUGCCUCUAACGGCAGAGUCAAGUCUCAGUCUGCCAGCAGUUACACCAAAUCCGGCUCUUCAGUCAGCUCAGUGAUGUCAGGGGCAGAGGACCUACCUGAGACACCACGACAUAAUAUCCCACUCAGGACUCCCGGAUCAGUCUUCCUCAAGUCAUCGGUGGGGGGCGUGCACAGCGCGCUGACUGCUCCUUUCACCCCAGACCUGGACAGCCCUUUCUCCUCCCCUGCUAUUCGUCGCCUGGCUGGCCAAAUGGAACCCCAGUCUCCCUGGUUUGGCGCUGUGCAAAGCCCCCACAUCAUGAGGAGAGGCCCCAAAUUAUGGAGUGCCUCCACAGAGUCACAGACCAAUGGCAGUCCUCCUGCCUCCCCUGUCAGUGUCCCUAGUCCUCCUCCAGACAAUCAGAAACCCAGUUUUCUGGCCCAGUGGAUGCAGAAGAGGAGAGAUCAGGUUAAAAGCUUUUUGGCAAAGCGGGUGCUAAUAGUGUAUUUAUUUAACAAGCUUCCAGAAGCCUCUAGCCAAGCUCUGUUUGCUGACAGCCAAGCUCAUAUCUGGGCUCUCCAAGGAAUAUCUCAUCUGGUGGCGACCUCAUUUUCUGAGGACCAGUUUGGAGUGGUGCAGACUACAUUACCAAACAUUCUCAGCAGCUUGGUAAUCUUGUUAGAGGCUGUUGAUAGACACUUCAAACUGCCCCAUGCCUCCAGCAAACCUGUGAGGACUACCUUCAGUUUUGGUGACUCCACUUACAAAACUCUAAGGUUUGCACUGAGAGCUGCACUAAAGACAUCUAUAUACAGAAUAACUAUCACUUUUGGAGAGCACUUGAAUGCUGUGAAGAUAUCAGCAGAACAUCGAAAAAAGCUUCAGCAAUUCUUGGAAUUCAAAGAGUAGUGCACCUCUUUACUUGGAUUUGUGUGUGUGCCUGCCAGGAAAAGAAAAAGGGACAAUGCUUCACAGGACAAUAAUGCAUCUUUAAAAGACCUGAUACAUGGGGAAUCACGCUGUACUUCACUCAAGUCCUUAAAGUAUAUUAAUUUAUAUUCUGGUCCUGCACUGUUUCCGUGCAAGCACAGUCAUGUUCUAAAAGUUUGUAUCUUUCAUACACAAUAUAAUUCCUUAGUUUAUGUGCCCAUGUGCUGAGGGUUUUCAAAAUCAUGGUGGAAAUGGUAUGUCACUCUUCAUUCGAGUAUAUUUAACUAUUAUGCCCUCUUAAAGAAAGUUGGCGUAAACAGUUACAUUGCUUUUCUUUUCCUUUUGCAUCUUGAUUAUUUCCGUUUUUUCCUAUGUUUGUGGGGGUUUUAAUAGCACUCUAAUUGAAUGCAAAUUAUCAUUGGCCUCUCCAGGGCUGUUACAUGGAUCAUUGGUUCCACGAUCUUUCAUUUAUUAAUCUUUUUGACACAUGGAUAUCUGGGGUUAUUUACCAUAAUAGUAUAUUUUGGGUUAUGUUGUUUAAAGAUUUAGAAGGGUUUUGAGGCCCUUAUGAAAAUAAACUUUUGUCAAAUGUUUUCCUGUAAAUGGCUGCAGUCAAUUUUCAUCCGAUUUACGGUAGAGGUCGCUGUUCGUAUUCUGUCUAAUGUAACGUAGUUGUCUGUACACUGCAGGCAUCAAUGCGAUUACAUAUUUGGCUAAAUAUUUAAUAUAACUUAAUCCUGUUAUAUAUAACUUAGUUUAAUGACUGUAGCCUAUAUUAUGUUUAGAAUAUGAGGUUUUGUCCUCCACCCUGAAAAGAGAGAUCUCUGCAUAAUAGUAACACUAAAUAUAUUGAUAAAAAAAAAAGUCCGUAGUGAUUUUCUUAAAAGGUUUCUGGGGAAAAUAAAUCAUGUAUAAAGAUUUAAUGACUUGCUAGUUCCGUAGUUUCCCGAUAUGUUCGUACAUUUGAGUUGGCCGCAGUCUUU